Anthostomella pinea is the source of this 1113-nucleotide messenger RNA. The record is from the annotation of a GenBank genome assembly. Lineage: Eukaryota; Fungi; Ascomycota; Sordariomycetes; Xylariales; Xylariaceae.
AUGGAGAGCUCCAGAGAACGGCGGGAGGGCGUUCCCGUGCCGCCGCAGUCGCCCUUACCGCAGUCCCGCGAACUCGGCGGCGCAACACCACAAAUAGCGACCAAGGAAUCGCCCUUUGCCAAAUCAUGGCCGCACCUAGUCGCUGGAGGAGCUGGAGGCAUGACAGCAGCCGUCCUGACCGCCCCCCUCGACGUCCUGAAAACCCGACUCCAGUCCGACUUCUACCAGGCCCAACUCCGCGCCGCGCGCGCAGCCCUCGCAAGCCAAGCGCGCCUGAACCCCUUCCAGUCGGCCCGAUACCACAUGGCCGAGACGGUGCAGAUCCUGCGCGACGUGUACCGGAUAGAGGGGCCGCGGGCGCUGUUCCGGGGGCUCGGGCCGAACCUGGUGGGCGUGGUGCCGGCGCGCAGCAUCAUGUUCUACGUGUACGGGACGGGCAAGCGCGCCUACUCGCAGUGGACGGGGUGGGCGCCCGAGAACCCGGCCGUGCACCUCGCCAGCGCCGUGACGGCCGGCAUCGCGACCGGCACGGCCACGAACCCCAUCUGGCUCGUCAAGACGCGCCUGCAGCUCGACAAGAACGACGCGGAGCGCAAGUUCGGCGACGUCGGCCGCCGCCGCUACCGCAACAGCUGGGACUGCAUUCGCCAGGUCAUGCGCAACGAGGGCCCACGCGGCUUCUUCAAGGGCCUCAGCGCUAGCUAUCUGGGCGUCUCAGAGAGCACGCUCCAGUGGAUGAUGUACGAGGAGCUGAAGCGCCAGCUGCGGGUGCGCGAGGACAAGAUCGUCGAGAGCGGGCGCGAGAAGGGCUGGUGGGACCACACGGUCGAUUGGACCGGCAACUUCAUGGGCGCCGGUGCCGCCAAGGGUCUGGCGGCUAUUCUGACGUAUCCGCACGAGGUCGCGAGAACGCGUCUCAGACAGGCACCCAUGGCCGACGGGUGCCCGAAAUACACGGGUCUCGUGCAGUGCUUCAAGCUCGUGUGGAAAGAGGAAGGCAUGAUCGGCCUAUACGGCGGUCUGACACCCCAUCUUAUGCGCACCAUCCCCUCGGCCGCCAUCAUGUUCGGCAUGUACGAGGGCAUUCUCAAGCUCCUAGGCUCCAAGAGCUGA